AUGGCGACUGGAGCGCACCUCCCAGAGACGUCCCUGUGGGCCAAUCGAAAAUGUCUGCUCAUCUGUGCCACGGUAGCCAUUGCCAACAUGCAGUACGGCCUGGACUCGGCGGUCAUUGCAAACUUGCAAGCCAUGCCCGGGUUCUUGCUUGUUUUUGGAUAUCCUGAUCCAGAGGCGGAGGGAGGAUAUGCCAUCGGUGGAACCUUUCAACAACUCAUCACCUCCCUCCUCACCCUCGGGGCCUUCCUCUCCUCCCUGACGGCAGGAGUCUUUGCCCACUUCUUCGGCCGCAGAACCGCUCUCUGGCUGGCCUGCCUCCUCACCGCGGCUGGCUGUGCGAUCCAGAUCGGCACCACGAACAAGGGCGUCGUCUACCUGGGCCGGCUCGUCCUGGGCAUCGGCAACGGCUUCCUGGUCACCUUUUCCAACAUCUACACAGCCGAGGCCAGUCCCGCCCACCUCCGCGCCGUCAUGGUCGCCAUGUUCUCGGAGUGGGUCAACAUCGGCAGCAUUAUCGGCUCUGUCGUGUGCAACGCCACCCAGGCCAGGCUCGACAAGGCCAGCUACCAGAUCCCCGUCGGCAUCCUCUUUGUCGUGCCCGUCGUGCUCGCUGCAGGGCUUCUCUUUGUUCCCGAGUCGCCGCGGUACCUCGUCAGCCGGGGCCGCAGGGAGGAAGGACGGCGCGCCCUCGAGAGACUGCGGGGUGAUUCUCUGCGGCCCGAGGAGUUUGAGCUGGAGUGGGUCGAGAUGGUGCGCGGCAUCGAGGAGGAGAAGAGGUCGGCACGCACCGUCGGCCCUCUGGACCAGUUCCGCGGGGCCGAAUUAAGGCGCACGCUGCUCUGCUACGGCAUCAUCAUGAGCCAGUCCGGCUCCGGGUCCUGGUUCGUCAUCAGCUACAGCACGUACUUCCUCGAGAUCGCCGGGCUCAGCACCGCCCAGGCCUUUCACUAUGCCAUCGUCAACACCUGCCUCGGGCUCGUGGGCGUCAACUUUGGCAUCUAUCUGAUGCGCCAUGUCCUGGGGCGGCGCAUGAUCCUGACCAUCGGGGCGGCGCUGCAGGGCGCGUGGAUGCUGGGCAUCGCCAUUGGUGCUGGGACUGUGAAUGCCGUGGGGAGCACCGCUGGGAAUAACAGCCUGAUUGCUUUUAUGGCGCUGUACGUCUUUACGUAUAACGCCUUUGUGGGCGACGCGAGUUAUCCUGUCGCGACGGAGCUGGUGAGCACGCGGCUGCGCUCGUGGACCGUCGGCUCUGCUAUUAGUCUGGGAUACUUUUUCGCCUGGCUGGCUGGUUUCUGUUCUCCGUAUUUUAUCAACCCUUCGGACCUCAACUGGGGCUCGAGAUAUGGCUACCUGUGGGCAGGCUCCAACUUCCUCUGCAUGCUGUUCUUCUUCUUCUUCAUGCCAGAGUUGAAGGGCCGCACCCUCGAGGAAAUUGACGAGCUCUUCGCCAACAGGGUUUCGGCGUGGGACUUCAAGACUUACCAGACCACCAUCCAGGACGAGGCGCUGGCCGAGGUGCGCAGGCAGGAGGGUCUAGCCGAGAAGGCUGCAGUACCCACCGCAGAGACCGUGGAACACACAAAGGCUUAA
Molecule: messenger RNA, 1590 nt
Organism: Cryphonectria parasitica EP155
Lineage: Eukaryota; Fungi; Ascomycota; Sordariomycetes; Diaporthales; Cryphonectriaceae
Product: general substrate transporter
Exons: 3
Coding region: 1-1590 (529 amino acids)
Biological process (GO): transmembrane transport; carbohydrate transport
Cellular component (GO): membrane
Molecular function (GO): carbohydrate:proton symporter activity
Source: RefSeq, a predicted model, not a curated record